Bemisia tabaci is the source of this 4403-nucleotide messenger RNA. It is a transcript of the gene shakB, whose product is annotated as shaking B. Lineage: Eukaryota; Metazoa; Arthropoda; Insecta; Hemiptera; Aleyrodidae. Gene Ontology annotation, cellular component: plasma membrane; gap junction. Gene Ontology annotation, molecular function: gap junction channel activity. The record is from RefSeq and is a predicted model, not a curated record.
GAAGUGCAUGGAGGGCAGCUCCAACCUGCUCCAGCGAAACGUUAAUAGACUCAGAACGAAAAUAAAGACACUGGUCCCGGCUCAAGAGCGGCUCGGCGGAUCGGAUUGUGGACGGCGAGGAGAUCUUCGAAAUAACUCCGCGGAAAGAGAGAGUGAAAGAGACAACGGGGAGAAGAGAAAAGAGAGAGGGAGAGCCCGAGGGGUGGCCGGGAGGAGAGAUAGUAGUAAAGUAGAAAUUUUAAACAAGACGAAGCCGCGCUCCGGAGACUCCCGAACUCGUCCGAAGUUAAAUAUAAACUUGUAAAAACUAUACACAAAGUUAUCCCUACAUCUAUUUGCCCCUUUUUUAAUCCGAUUUCGGCCACUUACUGUCGCGUGCAUUUUUUUUCCGCUCGGAUAGUUGCAGCUCCGACCGCCGCCGCCGCCACCGCGCUACGAGAGUGCCUCCUCCACGUGUUUCGCAUCUCGUCCACGUUCACUUCUUUCUGAUAACUUGCUUUCCCAUUUUUAAAAAACAAAGUUUAAAAAAAAUUUAAAGAAUUUACCGCGGGCGGCACCAGAAUUUUCCAAUUAUUUUCGGCAAUUUUCCGGCUUUUCACGAAUUUCGCGAAGUGCUCUAUCCUCAUGGUAUUGCCCCCAGUGCGAGUUGAACGAUUAACCCUGGACGUUUUCGGAUACCUACAUCUAUAAGUAUGCAAAAUGUAUUUGAAGAUGAUGUAAGCGGCCUGGCGUGAAAGGAAAUCGAAAGAAACUAAAUUAUGUGUAGAAAAUUCAAGUUUAAAUCGAAAACGGAUUUCACAAGCCAUUUGCUGUCCCCAAAAUACCGAGUUAAAGUACUCGACAGGUCUACGCUGACUAUUCGCGGAGUGCCAUCCAAAAUAAUCAUCGAGUUAUUCUCGUUAUGAAUAUAUAAUUUUUGAAAUCCACACUGCCACCUUGUGUUCAUACAAAAUUCUGGUGUAAAGUUCAUUUUCAAUCGAUUGCUCAUUUAUAAAUUUCUAUGAAGAAUGUACAAUCUGGUAGAUCGCGCUAUCUCAAUCAUCAAUUUCAGGAAAUCCCCAUUCGUAUACCUAGCAGGAGGUGAUGAGCUGUUCGAUCUCACCUAUACGAAAAGGUUUAAACGCCAGAGAAAGUGUCCACAUCGAUAUUGAAAUGGGAUGAUGCUCAAAGUUAUUCGGCUUCUGGCCGAUAAGAACAAUCGAUCGAGCUUAUUUAUUUUUUAUACCAAAAUAUUAGGUUUACUACAACCGUAGUAGUAAAAAAAAGUCUUAAUUCUUAGUGCGCGGUUCGUUGAGUGUUCAAAGAAAGUGACUAAGCAUUGAGUGUUCGAUCUGAGUACAGCACCAGAGAUUUGUCGGUUGAUCUCGUUCUGAAAUUUCGGUGUUUGAUUCAAGAUGUGAUUAAAAAAUAUCUUUUUACGGUUACGAGUGAAGAAGACAAUGGAGAAUGUGUCGAUGUGUUGGGCGUGCAUUUAUCUACGUAUAAUGUAAUACGAUUGAAAACUUAUCCGCACAUGAUAAUGACCCAGGCUGUUGACUGCACCGCUUGCUCAACAUUUAACAAUAUCAUUUAAAGAAAAGUGUUAGUAAAAUACAUUAAAUACAUAGAUUUUUCUUAAAAAAUUUGAGGAGAGAAUACACACGCUCUGAGCUAUCCAAUCACGAGUCAACCGAUUGGAAAGAGGAGGCGUAUCUCUCAAAAAAUCAUUCACCAACACAAACCCGUAGGUAAAAGUUCUCUUCAUUCACCAGUAAAACCCGAAGAUUAAAGCAGGCCUUUUAAGAGAAUAUGUGAAUUUUCUGCCAUUAAAAAGUUACUGACCCUCAAAAAGAGUCAUGCGUAGAGAUAGUAAGUGCGUUAGAAUUCAAACUGCAAAGAUUACAUCACAUGCAUGAACACAUCCAAUUACUCGAUGGUUGGAACUAUUUAUAUUGACCAGUGAAGUAAAUAUCACAAAAUUGGACCAGUAGAGUAAGGAGCUGUUAUUCAAGCUCGAAUUUAGGGGAGAUAGUUUUAAAUAUAAAUGAAUAAGACACUAAGAACUAUUUAGAUUGACCAGUGAGGUAAAUAUCACAAAAUUGGACCAGUAGAGUAAGGAGCUGUUAUUCAAGCUUGAAUUUAGGGGCAAUAGUUUUAAAUAUAAAUGAAUAAGACACUGAUAAAGGUGGUUAAAAAGUCGAGGAGGUAGACGAGAUUGGGGGAAAGGAUCGAGUUAGAAUCGAGGGAGGAAUGGGUUAGGCGAGGUGGUGCGUGCCGAUAGCAAUGCUGGACGUGUUCCGGGGUUUGAAGAACCUAGUGAAAGUCUCGCACGUGCACAUCGACAGCCCCGUGUUCCGGCUCCACUACAGCAUCACGGUGAUGAUCCUGGUGGCGUUCUCGCUGAUCGUCACGACGCGGCAGUACGUGGGCAACCCCAUCGACUGCGUCCACACCAAGGACAUCCCCGAGGACGUGCUCAACACGUACUGCUGGAUCCACUCCACCUACACGAUCCGCUCGGCGUUCAAGAAGAAGGUCGGCACUCAGGUCCCGUACCCUGGCGUCGACAAUUCCAAGGGCAAGCUCGAGGAUAGGAAGUCCUACGGCUACUACCAAUGGGUCUGCUUCUGUCUCUUUUUCCAGGCGAUAUUAUUUUACACACCACGCUGGCUGUGGAAACAUUGGGAAGGGGGCAAAAUUCACGCAUUGAUGAUGGAUUUGGACAUCGGAAUAUGUUCGGAGGUUGAGAAGAAGCAGAAGAAAAAGCUUUUACUGGAUUAUCUGUGGGAGAACCUCAAGUAUCAUAACUGGUGGGCUUAUAGGUAUUACCUCUGCGAAGUUCUUGCCCUUCUUAAUGUAAUAGGUCAAAUGUACAUGAUGAACCGGUUUUUCGACGGGGCGUUUCUGACGUUCGGCAUUGACGUGCUCACGUUCAUGGAGGACGACCAGGAGGAGCGGAUCGAUCCGAUGAUCUUCAUUUUCCCGAGGAUGACCAAAUGCACAUUCCAUAAGUACGGCGUCUCCGGCGAGGUCGAGCGCCACGACGCCAUCUGUAUCCUUCCGUUGAACGUCGUCAACGAGAAAAUUUACGUCUUUCUAUGGUUCUGGUUCCUAAUACUCGGUAUCCUGACCUCCGGAGUUGUUCUGUAUAGGUUCGUGAUAAUCCUGAGCCCGCGGAUGCGGGUGUACCUCCUGCGGAUGCGGUUCCGGUUGAUCCGGCGGGAGGCCAUCGACACGAUCGUGCGGAGCUCCAAGAUGGGCGACUGGUUCCUCCUCUUCAUGCUCGGCGAGAACAUCGACUCCGUCAUCUUCCGCGACGUCAUGCACGAGCUCGCCGCCCGCCUCCACACCCACACCAAGACCGCCGACGCCCACGUCCAGCACGCCUAGCCAUCGCCUCCGCCUUCCGCCCAAGACAAAAGGUGGAAUGUGGAGGUAAAAGCGACAUCACCAAUGUCAGACUGGAAGGCAGUACUUUAAAAAACAACGAGAGUGAGCAUGGUUUGCCACUGGUCGAGCGGGUCGAAACCGCUAUCGCUCUGAGCAUCUACUAGGCAGUGGCGUGGCGUGCUUUGCGAUAUAUCGAUUGUUUUGCCAUUUAAACCUAAGGAAAAGGAUCGAUUAACAGGGUGUUCGCAGCGAACAUCUUAAAAAUCGAUUCUUUACCAUAGGUUUAAAUGGCAUAGCAAUCGAUACAUCGCAAUUCACGCCACGCUACCGGGACAAGUAGCACAAGGGUGAAGCUACCUCGAGUACCUUGUGACUGUUGUUUCAAACUCAGCGUAAAAAAGUCUCUGGAAAUACAUCCGAAAUGUACUAAAUAAUGCCGCACAGACUUAUGAGGAAAAAAUGUGCUUUAUAUCGGGCAUAACGCUAGUACAUGCACGAAGAAAAAAGGGUCGUUGGUCCUACAUAAUGCUCAUAAUGGAAUCUCGGUCCUACUUACUUUUCUGCUCAUAGUUAAAAUGUUUCUUUCACGGUUGCAUUAUGUCGGCCUUGGUAACAAUGAUACAUUGUCAGAAGGGUCUGAACAAUCUUUACCAAGAAAUAUAUUGUAAAUGCAAAUGUAGAAAAAUGGAUCUAGGACUAGGAAUCCAUUAUGGUCCACUAUGCAUUAUGAGUAUUGUGAGUUCAACAAUUAUUUUUUCUACGUAAGCAGCUUCCGAAGGCUUGACUCGAUAAGGGCAUCUACUUCAACCAGUUUAGCUUAGAGAGCAUUGCCUUUGUAAUGAGUUGAACGUUUCUCCUACCAUGUAACUACGCUUGAAUUCCCACCAAAUUCCACUGUAUUUGGUUGGUGUGUCAGAUUUACAUAUUUGUUUUAAAGUGAAUCUACAUGGGGUAUCAAAAAUUUCCCUCGUGGGUGGGUACUUAUUAGGAAAAAAAACCGAUUUUUAUAUUUUAUGUAAGGGUUUGAGAAUGUU